AAAAAUUAAAAGAUUGUUUAGCAUUUUAUCAAAAAUUGGAAAAUAUUGUAGAAUGCUGUGUCAAAUUUAUUUCGGAAUGUUUUUAGUUGUUACGCCAUUGUGCCAAUCAUCAGAAAGCUAUAAUGAAGAUAUACUUGGCUUAGCAACACAAACAGUUUCUGACGCACUUGUACGUUUAGAUGAAUGUCUUGGAAAUAUGGAACGUAUAAAAAAUGAAAGGAUAAGAGAAAAGUUAUUGAAGACAAAUAAUAAAACUUCUUUUCAAAAAUUAAAUUAUGACGACAAAUCAUUUAGUGUUCCUAAAGAAAUUCAGCCAAUAAUUGAGAAAAUUUUCCCAGACUUAACAAGUAUUUAUUCCAUUAAAGAUGUCUUGGAAAACUUUGAAAAAAUUAAUUACACUGAUACAACAAAUAUAAUACCAAAAUUAAAACAAUUCAAAGAAAAUGAAUAUAUUAGCCUUUUAAAUUUUCUACAAAUUUUGGCGGGUAAAUAUUACAAAAUUCCAAAGCAAAUGGUGGAAUUAUUCAAUAAUCUUUUUGAAGGAUUUCAUGAUAAGGAUACGUUAAAGACGAGAUUAAUUUCCUUGGAUGAUUUUAAAAGUGUCUUAGAAAACGUUCUAAAUAAUGAUGAUGUCAAGAAAAAUAUAUUAAAAGCUUUUAAAGAUAUAGAAAAUGUGUAUUAUGAAGCAUGGUUAUUAAAAAAAAGAAAAGAUAUAAAUAGUAUUACAUUUCGUUCAUGUUAUUUGAAAUUAUUGUAUAAGGAAGAUAAGCAUAAGAGUAACUCUUUAACAUGAGAGUAGAUGAUCGUUAUUCAAAAUAAAUCAUCAUUACAAUAGUUGGUUUUUAUAACUGCAUAAUUGUUAAUGGUUUAUAAACUAAAUCAUAAUAAUAAUUAUAAUAAUAAAUAAUAAUUAUUAAAAAUUAGUUCCUCAUUUAUUUACAUAUUUUUGUCGACUUGAAUACUC
Molecule: messenger RNA, 964 nt
Organism: Daktulosphaira vitifoliae (grape phylloxera)
Lineage: Eukaryota; Metazoa; Arthropoda; Insecta; Hemiptera; Phylloxeridae
Exons: 6
Coding region: 53-793 (246 amino acids)
Source: RefSeq, a predicted model, not a curated record